GAUUUCGAUGUCGAUUAUAGUCCUCUAACUAAGAAAUACAAAAAUUUGACUUUUUGAAAAGAAAGCCUUUGAUAGCUUACUAGCAAAAUGGUGGAGGUGAUCGCCGCGCUGGGGGCGGGCGCGCACGCGCUGUUCAACUACAACCGGAAGAACUUUAUGUUCGAUCAGGAACAGCGCAUCAAGCGCGAGUACCAGGGCCAGGACAUGCGGGUGAAGCAGUUCGAACUUUAUCGCGAGGACGUCCGGGACUUGGUCGGUUUGACGAUCGCGAAAAUGGAUAAUUACCUGAUCGUGAACACUUUGCAGCUCGGGUUUUGCGUCGCCUUGUACACCGAGGGAAGGUUGGAGAGCAAGGAGGGAACGCUGUACCCCGACUGGAUGCUCUGGCUGUACUAGACUGAAUAAAGUCUACUGGCUUUUUUCUUUUUUUUCCGUAUCAAAAGUAGAUUUAAAUUUACAGUUUUUCGGUUCGAUGUUUUUAUUUUGCCCUUUGUGUUUGUAGUUUUUUUAUUGCGCAUGAUGGCUCUUGUGCGCGAGCAAGGAAAGUCAAGUACAUUUAUUAAUCGCAGGUAUCUGAUAAGCAUCUCCGGUGCUUUUCUCUACCUUCUAAUCUCCGUCUGGCUCGCCAUGCAUGCCUCCAUUGCCGCGCACUCUUUCGGUGUCCGACUGCUCACGCAGUUCGUCCGUCUCCCCGUCCCUUCGGUUACCCAGAUCGACGCAGCGCGGGGGUACGCGACCGACUACGAAGGGAAGAAACUUGGAGAUAUGCUGCGGGUGCCCAUCUGGAAGCAGCAAGCGGAAAAGUUAAACGAUACUAUGAGCCGGGAGCACGCAGGAGAACAGUCCUCUAAAAACACCCCGACUAAGGGCGGUGCCAAUGACGAGCACGACGACCCGCAUGCGCUCGAUCACGAGCUCCACCCCAUCGCGGAGCACAGUUCUGGGGUAGUACCAUCUUCAAGUACAGGCGGUAAUUCAACAUCCGCCCAGCUGCAGACGCAGCAGCUCACGUCCGCAGACCAUGUGACGAUGUUGGAGCACGUGAAGCUCUACCGGCAACUGCAAGCCAACUGGCAGUCGUACGAUGCGUACGCCAGAGUAGCGAUGUCGAUGGGCACGAACCAAUUACUGCACGCGCUCACAUAUUACGUGUUGGGAUAUUUGAUCAUCGAGGUACAUUUUUUUUACGCGGAAAGAAGCAGGUGGUGCUUCCUUUUGGUGAUGCUUGUUUUCCUCGUCCGCGUACUCACUUGCACUGUGCAUACCUUAUGCGAGAUGAUGAAAUGCAAACUUCUACCAAAAUCCUCCAAAACUACAGGCUAAAGCUCCGAUGGUCGCGUACGGUUGCGCCGCAGUGUUCACCUGCGCGUCAAUCCUCCUCGCGCGCCUCGAUCUCUACCUGCACAGAAGAGCGACUUACAUCGCCUGUUCACUGCUUCUUGUCGGCCCGGUUUUAUCCGCGUCGGGCACGACGCUGAAGAUCCUCGACAACGACGCACUGUACGAUUUCCACAGGGUCGUUGUGCCGUUAGGUUUCCUCGCCCAUCUCGUCUGGAUCAUCUUCAUCUUGACCAUCACGCGCGCGCAAAUCACCGAAGACAACGUCGCCUUGCCCACGACCUUUCGGUCCGUGCUGUACCUCGACGUCUUCGGCUGGUACGACAAAGCGUCCACGGAACUGAACGAGAACCGCAGUCGGAAGACGAGCAGUGCGAGUCUGUUCGGAGCAGGUGGAACAUCUUCCUCGAGUCCAGCGCAACAUACCAAUUCUCUCGGCGCUAGCACAAAUGAUGGGACGAACAACUACACACCAAGAGGUGCAGUUGGCCACGACGGGACGACCACAACGAUGUCGAUGCAGCUCUCACUCCCCGCCGGUCAGGAACACUGGGUGGACGGGGAUUUUUUCGAAGAUUUGACCACCGCCCAGAUGAUCAAGGACUGCCGGGAGAUCCAAAAAGACAUUUUCAAACCCCUGAACCUCUACGCACGGGCGAAAGCGCACGAACAGUUGGAUUUGGGGGCGGCGGGACAGUGCGAAUUCUUGCAGGAGAAAUACGACAAAGCGAGUGCGAAAUUGAAGGAUUUAGUCCAGCAGUGCUCGAGCCAGCCGCCCAGCCCAAGGAACGGCGGUUCAUCCUCCGCGAAAGACGUCGACCCUCUUGAUACAGUAGACACGACCGCUGGGGGUGGUCACGUGUCCUUCUGCAUGGAGGGCAUCAGCGAGGUGGAUGUCGCGACAGCCGCCGCUGCGAAGCUCGUGGCUGCACAGGAAGCCGGCGGUGAAGUAGAGGACACAGCAGCACCUACUGCGGUCGCGGUCGCGGUUACAACCACUCCGACAAAUAAAAGUGGUGGUGGAGAAGUCCCGACCUACGUGGAGAUCGUUUGGUCCGAGGGUUUCGGCGCAACGGUUUUCUACUACGACCCCGAGGCGAAACAGACAAAGUGGGACUUGCCAAAGAACGCAAAAGUUGCACUUUCGCUUUCAAAUUUGGAGCGGCUGAUUACGGAUUUUGCGGAACUUGUGGACGCACUGGGGGAGAAGUGUGUUUGCACUGGGGUAAUAUUACCCGAUGCUGAAGGCUGCACUGGUGAGGACUACAUGAACAACAGUACUACCAUUUCGCGAAAUUUUUCCAAAUCUUCAACCCAGUCCGGGAACAGCGAAACUGGAUCGACGUAUACGACGUCAGAGGGCGGGUUGAUGCUUUCCUCGGUGCAGGGCUACGAAUGGUCCGAAUACAACAUCAACAGCAAUUCUCCCUCCGGGGGCAGCACGAACCGGUCUGCGGAUCAACAUGGGGGAAAUCUUAGCGAGGGGGCCAUUUCUACUGGUAGAACACACAGCGGGGGCACCGCAGCGGUUCAGCGCAGCAACACCACCGCUUUUUCAACAACUGCUACGGGAUCCGCUUCUUUCUCUCAGAGCAGCCGAGCAAAACAGCUGGGGGUUGUAGCCGGAGGUACUUCAUCUGCCAGUAGUGCUUCCACCCGCGGCAUUAUACCGACCUUGCAGAGGAGCAACACGACACCAGGGGGGAACAGCAGGAAUCAGAAUUAUACAGAUGCCGGAUCCUCAAGCAGCUCAUCAUCAAGCAACAGCAGCUCCAAAAAACGGAACAAAUCGAACAAAACCCCCGCACCAAAUCCGAAACCGGCCUCCAAUCAGGACCGCCACAACCCGGCGCAGGAGUGGCGAUUCGGCGGCCGCGAGGGGGUGGACGCAGGGACGAUGAAACAUUUCGUCAAUCGCCCCCUGGCUGCGGUGAGUUUCCACCCGUUUCCCCACUCCUCCGAGAAAACUGGAAACACGCCCAGUCACCGGGGGAAUGUGAUGUCCUCUUCGAGUGCAGGGGAAGAUGAUACUGGACCACAGGAAGUAGCGAACGGCUCGUCAUCUGCGACGAGAGGAAGGAGAGGCACCGCGCCUGGAGCCGCGGCCACUUCGACAAGAACGCCAAGAGGAAUAGAUGAUCAGUAUCAAUCUUCCCGUGCAAACAACAACAGCCCGGAUAAUUGUACUCACGACCCUUCGUCGUCCUGGAACCGGAGUUUGGAAUGGCUGCGGCGGAAGAGGGAGCUCUCGAACCUGAGUCUGCAACAAUCUGCCGGGAGUACGCCGAAUUAUAACUCGUCCUCUUCGAGCGCGGGAACGCGAGCCGCGCCGCCGGGCUUGCUGCCCUGGAAGACGUUUUUCGCCGGCUCCGCCGUGUUGGUCGGGGUGUGGACCGUCGGGUACCAAAUGCAAAAAUGUCUGGGUCUGGAACUUGUCAUGCUGUUUUUGGAUUCGAAAAAAAUUUGUAUUGCAUGACCAGCAAGGGGGGUCCAGUUUGUGCUACGCAGACAGGACAUUUCUCAUGCGGAAGGUGCAUCAGGAAGCCCUCUAAAAGUCUCUGAUGCAGGGUCAUGAAUUACAGGCACCAUGGGCCAUGAGAAAUAUGCAUGACAUAUCUUGCACUCUUCCAGACCCAGACAUAUUUGCAAUCCAUAUCGGGUUGCUCUGGUCGAUUUCCACCAUGGCCUUCGGUGCGAACGUGCCGGGGGGGCAGGAUCCGAGCUGGAUACGAAGGAAGUUGCCUCAUCAGGGCCGCUAUCAAAUGCAAAUAUGUCCGGUUCUGGAAGAUUCUGAGACUUGUCAUGGAGGUUUUGCAUGACCCGGGAUGUCUGUAAUGCACGACUUAGCAUCACAGAUUUUUAGAGGGCUUCCAGAUGCCUACUCCGCAUGACAAACGCCCUCCCCGCGUAGCACAAACUAGACUCCUCUUGCUGGUCGUGCAAUACAAAUUUUUUUAGAGUCCAAAGUUAGCAUCACAAGGUCCAACCUUUCCAGACCCAGACACUUUUUGCAUUUGAUAGCCGCGGGGGGAGCGAGGACCAGCAGCAAGAAGAUGACCAGCACUUUUAUUCUGGACGGCCAAACGACAGUUCAUCUGCUCGUGGUGCCUCUUCUUCCAGCACGACGACCCCGGUCGUGUCUUGGUGGAGGGUAUUGUGCUACACAGCAAGUGCUUCUAGUUCCGAUGAGGGGCAGGCCGAAGUAGUUCCGCGCGACAACAAAUUAUCACGCACCUACGAGGAGUGCAGCGAUCUUCGCAACACCGCACGAGGACACGCAGCUGCUUUUAACCAGCAGCUGCAUCGGCAUCACAGCGCCCCUGCAUUUUCCUCCACGGACAAGCUGAACCUGGCUGCUAAGCUUGCGUCUGUCUCUUACGCGACUUCGAGCAUCCUGCCAAUACUCUUCUCCAGUACAACUUCUAGGAACAAUGCGCCCGCUACUAGCUCCGCAACCACGGUAGGCGCGCCAGAUGUGUUCUACCACCUUCACACACCGAGACUAACCGCAGUGCACACCAUACAACCGCAAAAAGCGAAUGCGGCAUUUUUCUCGCCCAUGGCUGUUGCCUGCACGAGAAGUCGUGCACCAGGAGAGACAAACAAUCUCGUCUGCUUCCUCGCGGACACGUACCGCCUGCACCGCGUGGAGUUAGGAGCGACGAGUACAACAGGGAUGGUAUCAACUCCAACUGACAUCGCAGAUGAUGCAAUUAUAGAUGCUCACGCUAGUACAACAAACCACACUGUAGAAGAUGAUUCUUGUGCGGUGCGCGCCCCGGUAUCCGAGCUCACUGUGUACGAAGGUACGCCUGUCGUCGUGGCGGAAUCAAGCGGGCGACCAGGUAGUACUUCUCUGCCGCUGCUUUCAGAACACGAGAUCGCCAUCGCAUGCCCGAGGCCAGAGUUGUUUUUCGGAAUGAAAAAGAAAAACAGAAAAAGCAGUGCAGAAAAAAUCUUCACCGGGCCACAGAUCCAGCAUUUUUUCCAACCAGCGCACGAUGCAGCUGCAACGUCGCCGACGCACAUUUUGCUCGCCUCCAGCACUACUGAGAGGACAGAUGCCAGCAGUACCGCCUCGGUUACAUCAAGAGCACCGUCUUCUCCUCUCGCACAGGAUGAACAACUUGCCGCGGAUGUUCUCGUUCCACAUCCACCUGCUACUGCGCACGGAGGUACUAGAGCAGAACAGGCGACUAGUAGUAACCCAACAAGCCAGAAGAUCCAUACCGUGGUGCUGGAUCAGUCUAUUGGCCUGCUUACCGUCUACGACCGAAACCUGUACCCGGUCGCGGAGUUCGUGGAGGACAGGAUGUUUCAGUCGAUAGUAUUGGUUCAAAACCGAUUUCUACUCGGGUUGAAGCAAGAAAACAAGCGGAUUCUGGAGUUGAUCUGGGAUCUGGAAACAGCCCUUCCCGUGGAGAACCGCCUCGCUUGGGAACUACCAGAAGAAGUGGUGUCGGUUACAAAUUGCGGUUCUGUGGGCGGGGACGAGAGCAGCGGCCCUUCUCCAAAAUUUUCCGUCUGCGGACUGACUAGAAGCAGCAACGCGGGAAGUAGAACAAGAAGCGCAAGGAAUAGAAAUGCAGACGAAAACGGGGUGAAGCUGCUGCAAAUGCAAUUUUCCUUGCUCUACACGCAAGCGCUUGAUGUUCCAGAAAUGCAUCUAGAAGGUCGUGGAGAGCAGGCGACGGAGAUUGUGAUGUGAGAAUUUCACACAACCAGGUUUCGAUACGCAAAUGCACACCACCGAACUACUUACGCAGGAAUAAAGUUUUUGAAUUUUGCUUCCUCUGAAUAGUCUUGCGGCUCAAUUUUGUUGGUCUAGAUUUUCACAAAUGCAUACGCACUAUCGGAAUCGGAAACAACGAAGGAAAAAAAAAGCAAAGAGUGUAAUAUGAUAAAAGAGAAAAGAAAGUGAAGAAAAAAUAAACAUAAAGCGGGCAAGAAAUAAAAGAUUCAAAC
Molecule: messenger RNA, 6303 nt
Organism: Amoebophrya sp. A120
Lineage: Eukaryota; Dinophyceae; Syndiniales; Amoebophryaceae
Source: the annotation of a GenBank genome assembly